CACGCUGAGUUACACAUAACCGAAUAAAAGAAAAUACCUUACACAGAAUAGCAUGACUCCAAGAGCUUCUUCUUCUUAUUCAUCUUCUUCUUCUUCUUCUAUAUUAGGGUUUAUAAAAAUUAAAAUCAGACUUCUUCGCAACCUGACUAAAUCCCAAGGAAACCUAUAAUCAAUGCUACAGUUUUCCAAAUUCUCCACCUUUAGGGUUUGUUAUUUCCUAUUUAUAUCUCAUUGUGGAUCGGUCUUGAUGUAAAUGGUGAUGGCAUUGGAGAUUGAUUGAUUGAUAUACUACUCAAGCUCUUUAUUGAUUUCCAUUGCGCUUCUUGUGGAAAAUUUUGGAGGGUAGUUAUCAAGUUGCAGAAUUUGAGAUGUACAGUCAAGGCAGUUAUGAUGCUCAAUCUAGACAAGGACCUCAGACACCCAGGCCACCUCCGUAUUUGCAGCAUUUGCCGGCUUUGCCACCUCCUUUACCUCUCAAUUUUCAACACGGUCCUCUGCUGCCGCUAACUCAAGUCCCACCUCGUCCUGGUCAGCCUGGCAUGCAUAUAUAUCAGCAUGGUCCUCUGGCACCUCAUCUUACCGUUCGGCAAGCUCCACCCAGAGGGAUGCCGAGCCCUGGUCAGCCUUAUUUGCAUCCACCGCCUGCAAUUCAUGGGAGUGCUCCAUUACCAAAUAUAUAUGUCACUGCACAACAAAAUCCACAACAUUCUUAUAUAGCUCCUGGCCCUCCUCCUGGUUCACAUGCCCAAUUGCCUCCGAGAAAUUUACCCCCUCCACCUUCACAUGGUCAGACAUUAUAUAAAACUCCAAUCCAUCAGUCGCCUCAGCUGCCACCUCUUGUGCAGGGUCUACAGCAAAUUCCACCACCCCCACCUCACCCUCCCACGUCUAAUUUUUCUACUUCCGCCUUAUCUGUGAGUACUUCAGAGGCAACUGUUGGAAACUCUCAAAUGUCUUCAGUGGCUCCCUCACUACCGCAGCCACCAGUUCCACCUUCAACAUCACCUGUCUCUUCCCCAGCGUCAAUGUCUUUCCCUCUCCCUUCUGGUUCCAACUUGGCUUGUCAGUCUGAUCUCCAUUCCAGUACACAAUCUGGCAACAAAUCAGGCACUUCUUAUAAUGAAGUGAAUUCUCUUAAUAAAGAUGAGCAUAAUAUUCCUGCACAUAAUUUUUCUACGGAUCUUAGCAGUCGUUUUCUGGAAGGCGGAAGUUGCAGUGGGGUAGAUAAUCUUGGGGGAGAUGCCUUAACGUCAAAGAGAAUUGUGGUACCUGAUGUUCCUCAUCCUCCACCUAAGCCAGCAGAAGCCCAUUCACCUGCUGAUUCUGACAUGGAAAUGGAAGAUGAUAUCACCAUGUCUUACAAUGACCAUUCAGUGAAUCAGCCAACUGAACGUCUGAUUCAAGCUACUGAUCCAGUAAGCAGUGAACUUGAUGCAAAAAAGCAGUUACAUGCGCUGUCAAGUUCGUCGAGAUCUGAGGCAGCAACAUUAGUUUUAUCUGAUAAUGACUUCUUAUUCUCUGGCUCCACAAAACUGGGUGAACAGGGAUCAAAAUUCAACUCCAGUUGUGAUGACUUGAGAUUUGGGAGUUCAGUUUCCAGAGUUAAAAGCCCAGUUAAUAAUCCAACUGGAGCUUCUGAAUAUAUGCUUUCCAGUGAGAGAGUGAAUUCUUCUACACCCUCGGCAAAUAGUAAAAGUUCAUCCAGUUCUGCAGCAGCUGCUGAAUGCAUAAAUUCUGACAAAUAUCCUGGUCAAGAAAUAAAAGGCAGUAGCCCAUUUAGACUCCUACAGGACUAUGAUUCUAAUGACAGCUCAGAAAAUGACAAUGAUCCAUGUCUAAAAGAUGCCAAUCGUGAAACAGUUUCAACAUUACUUGCUGUUGGUGAAUAUCUGCAUGCAGAUACUGGAAGUAAUUUGAAGAUAGAUACUGGGUCUAGGAGUCCCUACAAGACUGAAAGGGAAUUUGGGCAGGUUUCUGAAUUUGGCAAAUUAUAUAGACCUUCAGACUUUGCCUCAGAUUCACAAGGAGAAUUUAAGGACAAUGUGCCAACAUCUACUUCAAGUGGAUUGACAGCUGAACUUGUUAAUACCAAAUGCGAAAACCCGCAAUCUAUUGCCCUUGGUGGUUCUCUCGAGGCUUUACCAAAAGAAGAUGCCUCGGAAGGUAGAUGGGCAAAAGUUGCUUCUAGAAGUAAAGAUGAGAAAGAAAAUGAAGAUAAAAGUACUUCAAAUGCACCGAAAAUAGAUAAGUUUGGAAGACUGUUCAAAGAAGGUGCUAGUGAUAGUGAUUCUGAUGAUUCACACCUUGCUCGAAGGCGUAAUAAAAGAGGGAGAAGCCGGAGCCGGAGCCGGAGCCUAUCACCUCCAUAUAGGAGGAGGAGGAGGAGUAGGAGUAGGAGGAGUAGGAGUCGUCCUCGGAGGAGAAGAGAAAAGAGAAGUAGAUCUCGCAGCUGGUCUCCCAGGAAUCGAAGAAGUAGGAGCAGGUCUCCCUCUUUCAGGCAUGCUGGUGAGAUUAACAAUGGCAUUACAGGACGGGGAAAAGGUCAAAUCCCAGAAUGUUUCGACUUCCUCCGAGGCAGGUGCUACCGUGGAGCAUCAUGUCGCUAUAUGCACCAUGAUUCUGAGAAAAAUGAUGGGUCAAGGAAUCAUAGGAGCAAGCAACGAUCAGAGCAACUUCAUCCCAGUUCAAAGAAUCGUAAAGAUGAAUUCUCAUUAAAGGUAUCAGAUCAUGAGCAGAAAAUGGGGGGCAAUUAUGAUAUAUCUGCUAGUGGCAGUCGUGCUACCAAAGAUGACACCAUAUUUCACAACAGAGAAGAUCCUAUCAUAAUUAAAUCUGACAAUUUUAGAGUGGUUGCUACUAAAGUGCCAGAAACUAAAAUAGUUAAAGAGAAGUCUGCAAAUGGUACAACUGUUGUGGAUAGGAAUUUUCAGGAAGUGAUGGAAUCAGACCAGCCAAUAGUUGUUGAUAGUUUUCCUUCUAAACCUUCAACUGUUGCUAACAUCCUGAAAUCAACUGGUGAAACUUGUAAGAAUCUAUUUCCCUCUCUGGAGGACUCUGUUAUUCAGCAACCUCAGUCUUUUAUUUCAGAUCCAGUGCUUCAAGAUGUUGAUCACCCUGUGCUGCACACCGAUGAUUCUUCUAUAUCUGAUUCAUCUCCAGAUAAAAUAUCUAGAACUUCUCCAAAGGAGCUUCAUGCUAGUGAAACUCUUCCAAAUUCUGCAGAUUCUCUACAUAAUCCCUCCCAGAUGCCCCCUUUUCCUCUUUCUGCUCCAACUGCAGAAGGUAAUAAUGCUUCACAUACAACGCAGCUAUCGAGGGAUUAUAACUUGAUACCAAAAACUGCAGAAUUUCAUUCUCAAUCUGCUCCUUUAGAAAGUUUUCCAUCUUACAUGUUGCCCAAUCAAAAUUCUCUUUUUCCUGUACCACCAUAUUCCUCUUCUGUAUCCUUACCUCCCCCACCCCCGCUAUUACCUCCACAUGGUCCAACCAUAAAUGUAGGAACUACACAACCAGGUGUUACUCUGCAAUUUCAGCAGAGUUGCAUGCCUCCGAAGGGUGAAUUUGGUUCUCAGAUGUUCUCAAGACCAUACUCAGUUGAAUUGUCUGGUAAUCCUCAGGUUGGUGACUUCCAGCAUCGAGCCUACCCUCCAGUGCAAGAGCCUCAACAGGCUCCAUUACAAGUGGAAGAUUUUAGGUUGAAGGCUCUGCCUGGAUGCAAUCUAUCUGGCCAACAAUUUGGAGGUACCACUACUUUUGGAGAAGAGCGUUUGAAACAGCUUCCAAUGCAUCCUUUAGGUGUUUCAGGCUCCAUUACUCGGAGCAACAAUUACCCUCUACCUAUGUCCUUUCCACAGGAAGCGUCUGCAACCAAAAUGCAAUCAUUUUCUGGUGAUCCUGGAGAGAUUGGAAAGUCUACUUCUCAGAUUCGUCCAUAUUCACAGCAGGAAUGGCCACCCCAUGGUUUGCAUCAUGCGGUGCCUGAUAGUGUCUAUGGUCUGCCAGGGAAAAUCACUUCUUCUAGAUAUCCACCAGAUAUUCAAGACAGAAAUCAGCAAUCACAUCUGCCUGAAUUUGGAGUACCAAAGUCAACUCACUUUAAUCCUUACGCAUCUACUUUUGAGAAGCCACUCAGCUCCAGAUUCAGUUCUGAUGUCUUCAGGCAAGAAAAAGACACAACCCCUGGUAGCAAGCAUGAUCAUCCUUUAAGUUUGAGCAAUGCUUCAGUUGAUGGAGGUGCCGGAUCAAGACUGUCAACUUCACCAACUCCUGCCAGGGGUCUCAGUAAACUUAAUCCUAGAUCAGGUGGUGAUCAGUAUGAUCCACUCUUUGACAGCAUUGAGCCAUCUUCAAACGCAUACAGGAAAUCAGAUUGUAUUCAGAAGUGGGAACCCUCUGGUGAGUCUGAUAUAAAGUUGCUCAAAAGCUCAAAUCAAUUGUUGGAUGUGGAAGAGAACAACAAGAAGAAAGAUGCGGGUGGCUUUGCGCUUGCUACAUCUCUUGAUAAUGAGGAAUUUGGCGAGACAGCAGAUGAAGAAGUUGGUGAUAUUGAAAAUGGAAGCCAGAGUAAUCCUAAUGAUUUAACAAACACAAAUACAGGUGAGAUGGAGAUUGACCAGAUUAAGUCCCCAGAGAAGAGCAAGAAGAGCAAGGAGUCCAGGUCAAUGAAGCUUUUCAAGGCUUGCCUUGCAGAUUUUGUAAAGGAAGUUUUAAAGCCAUCAUGGAGACAGGGUAACAUGAGUAAAGAAACAUUCAAGACUGUCGUCAAGAAGACUGUUGAUAAGGUGUCAGGAGCAAUGAAGAGCCACCAGAUGCCCAAGUCUAAAGCAAAGAUAAACCAAUAUAUUGACUCUUCACAGAGGAAAUUAAUGAAACUUGUGAUGGGUUAUGUGGAUAAGUAUGCCAAAGGGUAGAAGUCAAUGUUUCCAAUGGUUUUAAUUGAUGAUUUUGACUUGGUUGAAUUUCCACUCUGGACUUCUCUGCCAUCGGAAUUUGGAGCCCUGGAACUUGGUCGAAGCUACGGAGCUGUGAGAAUAAAUUGAAAAUUUUGAGUUGCCAUUUAGUAGAUUGCUGGUAUUUGAUGAGGCUUGUCCCUGCUAUAGCACAGGAAUAUAUAGAGGUCCAUGACAAGAUGAAUUAAAUGAUGGAUCCUUUAUCGACCUCAGGAAAGUUCUGAGGGAGCUCCAAAAUGUGUAUGUAAUGUGCUUCCUUACAUAUAAUUGUUGUGCCUUCUAUUUUAUCUGUAGCAAUUCUGCUCUCUAGUGAUCUCUUUGUAUAUUGCCCGAUGUUUUAUGGUCACAAGUCAUGAUGGGGGAAUUGAUAUUUGAUUUUUAAUAGCCAAACACACAAAUUCGCCAUUGUACUUUACACGAGAAAAAUUGUGGCACUCCAAACUAUGCAAUGGACCUAUUAUGCUCCUAAAGUAAUAAAUUUUGGUAACAUUGCAC
Molecule: messenger RNA, 5444 nt
Organism: Jatropha curcas
Lineage: Eukaryota; Viridiplantae; Streptophyta; Magnoliopsida; Malpighiales; Euphorbiaceae
Molecular function (GO): metal ion binding
Source: RefSeq, a predicted model, not a curated record